UAGCCCUUUUCAAGAUGGCUGCCUCCAUUACAAAAUCGUGCGUUUUAAAACCACUUUUAAAUCAUCUUCUACGGGCGUCUUCUUCCAAUUUUGCCCUUACUAGACACCUCACCGUAUUGGUAAGGAACAAUGGAACGCGGGAAUAUGAUCAUUACCUGCAUAAUGUACUAUGGAAGAGAGCCAUCCAUCAUCGGCAUGUUGGUACAUUGUCCGAGUCACAAAAGUUUCGACGCGGGGGUAAUGAAUUCACAGAUUCUGAAGAAGAACUUGACUACGACAUUGAUGAAUCGAAAUUGGACACCCUGAUGAAACAGCAUCGUACUCAGGCGCAAGCGCAACAUAUUUCAGAGGGAGGAGUCCAGUUUUCUGAUUUCCCGAUCAGUGAGCAGCUGCUCUCCAGACUGACGGACUUAGGUUACAAGGAGCCAUUUGAUGUCCAGUCGAAGACAUUGCCUCUGACCCUGAAUGGAAAGGAUGUAAUAGGUCGAGCACAGACAGGAAGUGGCAAAACUUUGGCGUUCAGUAUUCCUGUUGUAGAGAAGUUAAUGUCCAGUAAGCCGACGUGUGGUAAGGAUUGCCCUCGGGCCAUCGUCAUCUCACCAACAAGGGAACUCUGCCUGCAGAUUUAUAGAUCCGUUCAAGAACUCAACUCAAGAGUUAGAUGUCUACCUGUGUAUGGAGGAGAAUCCUUUUUUAAACAGCAAUCAUCAAUCUUCAAGAGAGGGGUUGACGUCGUCUGUGCUACACCUGGUCGUCUCCGAGAUCACCUGGAACGAGGGACACUGAAAUUGGAUGCUCUUGAGUUUCUUUGCUUGGACGAAGCUGACCAUCUUCUCACUCCAGAGUUCCUCAUCCAAAUUGAAAAUGUACUAAAGAACUCGCCACGUGAUAAACAGGUCAUGUUAUUCAGUGCCACGCUGCCUCCUGAUAUUCAGAGAAUAACAAGAGAGUAUAUGAAAGAUGCUCAGUAUGUAGAUCUGGUAAAAGAUCAGAGCCAGAGGUCUCCAACUUCAGUGAAGCAUUUGUGUAUGAACAUUCCUCACAACUUUCAUAUGGAUGCCAUAUGUGAACUCAUCAAGAAUACAUAUAAACCAGAACGGUGUAUAGUCUUUAUCAAAACAAAACAUAUGACGAAGCAAGUGGCACAUGUCCUUCAGCGCCAUGGUUUAGAUGCACAAGAGCUGCACUCAGAUUUAUCCCAGUCGAAACGACAAAAUGUUCUCUCGGCUUUCAGAACUGGUCAGAUAGAAAUUCUAGUGGCAACUGAUGUAGCAGCAAGAGGCCUAGAUAUACCAGAAGUGGAUCUCGUCAUUCAGGUUGAACCUCCUCAAAAUGGCAUCGACUUCUACAUCCACCGGUCUGGACGGACGGGCCGAGCAGGUCGGGAGGGAAUGGCCAUCAUGAUACACAGCGGUUCAAGAGACGAUAGGGAGAUUAUAUCAAAGAUUGAGAGAAUGGUUGACCUCGAGCACACAAACGGACCUGACCUGCGACAACUGAAAAUGAACAAACUUGAUAGUUUAGCUGGUCGUAUCACGCACAUGAAGGAUAGAGAAUUAGAUGUUGGUAAACCUUUGGCAGAAAAACUUCUCAGUCAACCGGAUGCUGAUAGCCACAGGAUUUUGGCUGCUGCUUUAAGUUUGCUAGUCAAGGGAGAAAAAGAAAAGACAGAGUUCCGACCGAGCGAUUCAAAUUCAUUUGGAAGAAGGCCUCAGUUCAACAGAAAGCCACAAUUUUCUCAAAACAGAACGGAUCGGUUCUCGUCGUUCAGGAACUCACGAAACUACGACGACAACGAUGAUGAACGAUUUUAUAACCGUCAGAACAGAAAUCAGUCGUUCAGGCGCCGUAGGAAUUUCGAUGAUGAGGAGGAAGAGUGGUGAUGUCAACGACAAUAUAGGACUUAUUCUUCAUAGUCGCCAUUCAGGCACAAAAUUGUUAUUUGUGACUCGCUCUACCAAAACUAGGCGCUUGUCGCAUCUGAACUUGACAGGUUAAUACGGACUUGUUGUUCAUUUCCCUAUUGUAGACUUUUUGUGAAAUCUAUUACAAACUGAUUUGGUCACAUUUCACAAAAGGUCUACAAUAGGGAAAUGAACAACAAGUCCGUAUCAACCUGUCAAGUUCAGAUGUGACAAGCGCCUAGUUUUGGUAGAGCGGGUCACAUUUGUACGUACUACUUUAUGGAUAGCCCCUACACAACCAAGGCUAAGGAGACCACUCUCCUCUCAUGCAAGAAUUGAUUACAUCCAACUUUUUGCAAGUUUUCAUUAAAGCUACUCUGCAUGAUCAACAGUUAUUUGUACUGUUGUACUGGUAGUGAACUGGUACAUGUAGAUGAAGCAUUUGGGUGAAGGUAAUCCAGGUUUACACAAGGAUGUUGUGUUAAGUUAAUGAUAAAAAUAAAGUCAUGGAUUUCUAAAAAUAUUG
Messenger RNA from Lineus longissimus, 2430 nucleotides. Its product is annotated as DEAD-box ATP-dependent RNA helicase CshA-like. The record is from RefSeq and is a predicted model, not a curated record. The coding region runs from base 15 to 1883 and encodes 622 amino acids. The transcript has 16 exons. Lineage: Eukaryota; Metazoa; Nemertea; Pilidiophora; Heteronemertea; Lineidae. Gene Ontology annotation, molecular function: ATP binding; nucleic acid binding; RNA helicase activity.